AUGCAACCAAACUUAGUGUCAUUCUGCUUAAGUUCGACCUACGACGUUCUUCCGUCCCCAGGUAAUUUAAAGCGUUGGCGGAUAUGCACUGAAGCCUCUUGUUUUUUAUGUGAAAAAAAAUUGUGCAAUACAGCUCACAUCCUAGGUGCCUGCAAAACUGCUCUUGCGCAAGGUGGAUUUACAUUCCGCCACGAUUCUGUUUUAAAAGAAAUUGUGGAGUUGCUCACUACUUUUUGUAAGUCCAUCACGUCACCUGUAAAACAGCUAAAUAGCAUUAAGUUUGUUAAAGCUGGUGCCCACACUCAUGGUAAAAAGUCUAAACUUACAAGUCUUUUACAUCUCGCCUGCGAUUGGAUGAUUAUGUCUGACUUAAAGGACGGAUUUGUUUUCCCUGGGCAUAUUGCUUUAACACCACUCAGGCCAGAUCUCGUUAUCUAUACCAACAACAGGAAGCAUGUGAUUGUGAUAGAGCUUACCUGUCCAUGCGAGGAAAAUAUGGAAACUUGGCAUUCAACUAAGAUGUCCAAAUACAAUCCUCUGGUGAACAUCAUCAAACAAAACGGUUGGCAUAUAGAUCUUUUUGCCAUCGAGGUAGGUGCAAGAGGCUACUGCUCUCGAUCUGUUUCUUCGUGUUUGAAAAGACUGGGAUUGGACCGCAAAAAAACUUUUCAAGCUGCUCGUCAACUUGGUGACAUGUGCAUGAAAGCUUCUUUCUGUAUUUGGGUCGCUAGAAAUACAAAGGUAUGGAAUGAACACAGCCACAUCCCUAUUUCAACCAGCUGUUCCAUACCCACUCCUCUAAUGCCAAAGGCCAAACAACCAACAGUCACCAAGCCCAAUAGACCUGUUAAAGCAGGCCCAGACCCACCUACCCACAGCAAAGUAAUUCACGCAGGAUUAAUAAAUAAAGGAAACACCUGUGACGCCACUUCUAUCCUGCAAGCAUUAACUGCAAUCCCAUCAUUUUGA
This is a messenger RNA of Hydractinia symbiolongicarpus, 969 nucleotides long. RefSeq lists its product as uncharacterized. The record is from RefSeq and is a predicted model, not a curated record. The transcript has a single exon. NCBI's taxonomy places the organism in Eukaryota, Metazoa, Cnidaria, Hydrozoa, Anthoathecata, Hydractiniidae. Bases 1 to 969 code for a protein of 322 amino acids.